Messenger RNA from Neospora caninum, 873 nucleotides. Its product is annotated as putative cyclophilin. Lineage: Eukaryota; Apicomplexa; Conoidasida; Eucoccidiorida; Sarcocystidae. Bases 1 to 873 code for a protein of 290 amino acids. Gene Ontology annotation, molecular function: peptidyl-prolyl cis-trans isomerase activity. Gene Ontology annotation, biological process: protein peptidyl-prolyl isomerization; protein folding. The transcript is spliced from 7 exons. The record is from RefSeq and is a predicted model, not a curated record.
AUGCCUCGCUUUCGUCUACCUUCCAUCACAAGUCCUAGCUCCAUGCGAACUGGGCCCCCUCCCUCCUCCUACAUGCCUCCUGCUGCGUCUUCCUCUCCUCCCUCUUCUUCUCCCCCUGCGUCUUCUCGUCUGCCUCCAGCUGUGGCGUCUCCACUGAGUGACGCCGGUCGACGCUCCUUCCUCCCCAACCCUCUUGUGCAUCUGGAUAUUUCCAUCGGAGGUCGAGAUGCAGGACGCAUGGUGUUUCAGUUAUUUGCCGACACACACCCCAUAACGGCCGAGAACUUCCGGUGUCUCUGCACGGGAGAGACUGGCCUCGGCUAUUGGAUGCGCCCUCGGUGGUACAAGAGCACCCCUUUCCACAGAAUCGUCCCCGGCUUUAUGUGCCAGGGAGGAGAUAUUCACCGGGGCGACGGCAGGGGCGGGGAGAGCAUCUACGGUCAGUUCUUCCGUGAUGAGCGUUUCCUCUACAAGCACUCGAAACGAGGUUUGUUGUCGAUGGCCAAGGCGCGGAGACAGCACACCAACAACAGCCAAUUUUUUAUCACAUUCGACGCAUGCCCGUGGCUAGAUGGCGAGCACGUUGUCUUCGGACAGCUCCAGUCUGGCGCAGAAGUUUUGGACCAGAUUGAAGCGCAGGGUACCCCAGGUGGCUGGAAGAAGAGACCCGUGGAAAUUUGGAAUUGCGGCGAGCUGCUUCUGAACUCACUACGCGAGGUGCCACGAGAGGCGACAGCGGCAGUCCGACACCAAGAAAUGCUUAAGGAUCUUAUCAUGGACGCUGCGGAACGGCCCGAGAAGCUGUACGAGCCGAAGGAGCAAGUCAUCCCGAUCCCCGAUGACGUGUAUAUUAAAGCUCGACGAGGCUUCUGA